Molecule: messenger RNA, 1311 nt
Organism: Gambusia affinis (western mosquitofish)
Lineage: Eukaryota; Metazoa; Chordata; Actinopteri; Cyprinodontiformes; Poeciliidae
Exons: 2
Coding region: 265-990 (241 amino acids)
Molecular function (GO): metal ion binding
Source: RefSeq, a predicted model, not a curated record
ACCACGCCCUUCCUGUGGGUGUCAGUGCAGAAGCCCAGACGAACGUAAAUAACAGAAAAGCUACAUAAUCUGCUGCUCCAGCUACACUUCCCACAGCAAACAGUUUGGAUGCAAAACGGUAAUAGAAAUGAUAUUACUUAUUUCAGCGAGGCUAUUUUCAUAGAUUAAAAUAUUAAAGUGGGUAGCAGCAAUUCUGGUACAGAAUUGUUGCUGUCUUAUCCUGAAACCGACCUCAUAUGCUAAUGCUAACAACAUAGCUCCAGUAUGAACUCGCUGGUUGGUUAUGGAGUUUCCUCCAGCAGUGAUGAAGAGGAGGAAGACUUAAACAGCAGGAAAGCUGACUUUCAUCAAGAUGAUGCUACCGCUGUCAAAAAGAGCCGCAACUUCUUACUGGAGUCUGACUCGGCAUCCAGUGAGUCAGACUCUGAGGAUCAGAAGUCCUCAUCAUAUUCAUCAUCAUCAUCUCAUCUUCAAACCCUGGGCUCCUCGGCACCCUCCCGGCCCAUCCUGCCUCCACCCCCCUUAAACUCUGUCACCCUUAAAAAGCUACCUCCACCUUCUCUAAACGCCUCGUCUGACAGCAGCGUGUUCACCAACCCAUUCAAAGCACAGGCCGACCAGAAGCUCAGUGCUCUACAGAAACACGUUCCACUCACCAUGCAGGCAAGACCCUCCCAGAUAGGAGGCAAAAAGGUCUGUGUUUCCUACAGGAAGGACGGAAGGUGCAGGUUUGGUAUCAAAUGCAAGUUUGCUCACGACAGUGACCUCCAGACGGCGGUGAUUCCCAGCGACUCUCAGCCAUCUGUGAGUGAGCAGACACCAGAACCUGUGGGAGGAUCCCAGAGCUUUCAGCAGGAAUCAAAGGAAAAAGAGGCUGAGCAGCAGAUGAAGAAGAGGAAAGUUGGACUGAGUAACUCUUUGAUUCCCCCUAAAAGAGCACUGAAGCAAUAUACUAUGCAGAGAGACAGAGAGAGGAUUAAUAUGUCCUGAGGACGGGUUUAUAAACUGGGAAUAACUAAUUUUGUAAAUUUUUAUGUCUUAAAUUAGUAAUAGAGGCAGAGUUCUGGACCAGACAUCAUACUGAUGUCCCUUUGUCGCUGUAUUAAUUUUUCUCCGUUACACACGGACCAAUUUGUUGUUCUUUCCUGUGAGUAUAGGCAUGGACUGGUUACCAGUAUUGCAGUAAACCAAAUUUUAAGAAAAUUCUGCUUGAAAACCACAUAAAUUUCCAUUCUAACCGUUCCUGUCUUUUAGAGAUAUGCAAGAAAAAAACUGCAUGUAUCAAAAUUAAUAAAAAGGUUACAUAUUUUC